Camellia sinensis is the source of this 453-nucleotide messenger RNA. The record is from RefSeq and is a predicted model, not a curated record. NCBI's taxonomy places the organism in Eukaryota, Viridiplantae, Streptophyta, Magnoliopsida, Ericales, Theaceae.
AUGGAGGCUGCCUACUUCAAUGAUUCUCAACGUGAGGCAACAAACGAUGAUGGUGUAAUUGCUGGACUCAAUGUAAUGCGUAUCAUCAAUGAACCCACUGCCGCUCCUUCUUGGCAGCCUCUCGGAUCAGAUCAUCGAAGAAAUCUUCUAUUGUUAUCAGACAUAUUCUCCCCCACAUCCGUGACUGCUGUGGUUAUUCCACAGCAGGGACCCCUGCUCCUCGCUGGAAGCGGCAAUGAUUCCACUCUAAUUGCAUCCACAAUCCACCGAAUUAUGAACAACAACCCUGCUCGUCCUAUUCCUCCUAACAAGGAACUUUGGAGGCGAAGGGUUGAGAAUUAUUGGAAUCUCUUGAGUCCAAAGAUAACAUCUGACACUCUUGAGGAAUUUGAUGGACAUGAAAGCAAAUCUAGGGUCAUUUGGAGCUGCUCUGAAGGAAAAGGACGCCCAUAA